AUGUCGCGACCCUCAGUGAUGUUAGUGCUUUUGAUGCUCUUUUCUAUCAAUGCCUCUCAAGUGGUGGACCACCCGGACAUAUGUGAACGCGAUUAUUGUGAAUGCACCCCCGCAAGACACCCCAACUGGCUGGUCGUCAACUGUACUCUUUCAAAUGAUCAGGAGUUGGACAUAUAUGAGGGCGAACUUCCCGACACCACGACUGACCUGAUUAUAACCGGAGCCCAAGCUGUGACGAUUAACUCGAACGCUCUAUCCCGACUCAGCGAUGCGAGACUUGUUCAUAUAUCAGAUACAAAGUCAAUACUCAUAUCAAAGUCUUCCGCCAUGCAGAUGAACAUCGUCAACCUAUACCUCGACAUAAGCAAAUGUGAAGUCCUACGCAUAGAAGAGAGAAGCUUUAUCAAUAUAAAAGGACCUCUCUCUGUGUCAAUCCAGCACUGCGUAUAUGUUUCGAUCGAGAGCGAAGCUUUUUCUUGGCUUUUAUCCAUAAACAUUGAUAACGUUGGAAAACUUCAACUGAAAAGCGGAUCAUUCAUGUUGGACCCAACUGCGGCCAAUGUCGGUGAACAUGGCCCUGGGAUGACGAUCAAAAUGAAAAACUUGUCGAUAUCUGAGUUAGCCGGACAAACAUUCGGUUCGUCAGCUGCAUUGAUAUCUAUGGUGGGGGUUCAAGUACGAGUAAUUCACCCGGAAGCCUUUUCAGCAAAUACGUACAAUAUUGUUAUGGCUAUGAAUUCUACUUUUCAAGUUAUUGAAGGGGAGUCGUUUUCACAGAAGUCUCUAAUCAACAAUCUACAUUUCUAUGGUUGCACCAUUCACCAUUUAGCAACCGGAGCACUACAGUCGGCUGUGGCUAAGCUGAAUAUAUCACACACUAAAAUUGAUAUUGUCGAGACAGGCGCUAUUAAUUCAACAGUAGUAUUGAUUGAUAUCUCACAUUGUAUAUUUCAUAUAUUCAAAGAAAGAGGAUUUGAGCUAUCAUCUUGGAACAAAGUUUAUAUGAUUGGAAAUUCUUUUGAUGAAUUGGCGCCUAACGCAAUUAUUGGAUCGAGUGGAAACAUUCAUGAAGUUAUUUUUAAAGACAAUGAAAUUGAAAUAAUGAAUCCCGGAAGUUUGCAUUUUCUGGGAAAAGCAUUUACGCAAUAUGAAAAAUAUAUAGAUUAUAAAAAUAACUACUAUGGACAACCCUGCUAUUGCAAUAUGUCUUUCUGGUUUGCAAGCGGCCUAGGAGUUGAGUCCGCCGAACCUUUUGUAAAUGAAAGUUAUUGUACUGUUGAUGAAUUCUUCGCAAGAUGUUUUAAUGUUUAUGAUCAAAAUAUGGCGUUGAGUAAAUUCUUCCAGAACGUAUGCAAUGAUAAAACCAGUAUAGAAUGUGAAUCGUACAAUGCUCAAGGCGAAGAAGCAACAAAAGAAGUCAAGAACCCAAGAUUUCCACACAUUUUUAUGGAGGACAGUGAAAGCGGACUAUCGAAACGUAAUGCAAAGGUGAUUGGUAUCGUUAUAGUUACAAUAUUAGGAUGUAUAAUGAUGGCUCUGUUAUUCACCUUGUUUAAAUGGAUGAAGCAAAGAGGAUACUGCGUAAGUAUUAAAGACUACUUUAGAAACUCUAACUCUUCGUGUGGUUUUUGCGAUAGAUUAUGCGUGUGUGGAAAUAUCGGGCUUGAUAACGCAGCAUCCAUAUCUCAAUUAUCAGUUAAUGAAUAUUCAGAACGCCAUCGAUUAAAUGAACCACGAGUUCAAGAAAAUAUUAUACAAGAAACAACUAUACCGAGUGCACCCCAAGAACAUGUACUCGUACCUGCAGAAGACAAAACAACACAGACUCUGCCUGAAGAAUUAACCAAAGAACUUUUGGAAAACUUAAAAGAAAAACUAGACGAUCCCGAGAACUACGUCGAGGCUCGUGAAAUGAUUGAACAUUUAUACGAACUAAUAAAAGUCGAAGAAAGUUGUAACUCAAACAAUUCUGUGCCGACAACUGACCAAGAAAACAUUUACGAGUUACCUUUUCAGAAUACCACUCCGCGGGUAGGAAAAAACAAAAAGCAAAUGAUCAGUGUGGGUACUAGGACCCCAUCUAUUGAUAAACUUACACCAUUAUCUCCAUACAGUAGGCAUCCACCUCUAUCCCACGAAUAUUUCGAGCCUAAAGAUUUUGCUGUUCAUUUGUAUGCUGAAAUUGUAAAUAACGACAGAGAAAAAAAGAGCUUAUUAGGUUCUAUGCCUGAUGUUAUCGCAGAACAAGCAGUGCCACGUGGACCAUAUUUACGAGCUGUUAGAGAAAAGAUGAUUUCAAGCGUCCCUAACACACCACUGAAAUCUUUAAACGAUUCAUUCCCCCAAAACACUUCAACAAUACAUUCAAACAAAUCGACUAAUUCUAAUAAUUCGAGCAAAAUGAUAAACAGGCCACUGCCAGAAAAACCUGCUGUACUUGCUGACCCUGGCGAAGGCACAUCUUUUCGGACCGGAUGA
Pieris macdunnoughi is the source of this 2478-nucleotide messenger RNA. Lineage: Eukaryota; Metazoa; Arthropoda; Insecta; Lepidoptera; Pieridae. The record is from the annotation of a GenBank genome assembly.